GGAAAGAUGGAAAACGCAGGUUCGACGGGCACCAAAGCAGCCUCAACAAUGCGGUUAGAUGACUCGGAUCCGCUCAGCCAAGGUCGACUGGAGAACCUGCGGCUGCAAGACGACGGGUCGGCAUCAAGAGACAAGCGGCCGAAGGAUUACGAGCGAGCGAGCAGCCAGACUUCGGUACGUUGAUUCUCACGUCCUUGGAACUCAGGAUGAGGAUUCUCUGUGGGCGAAUCAAUGUACUCUUAAUUCUAUUCCUAGAUUUCUAGGUCUUCUUCUUGUUCAAGACUUGUAUUAGGUUCAGGUGGAAUCUGACGAUUAUGCUUGCGAUUUCUGCAGCGCCGGCACCACGCCUCGCAAGGAGCUCAUCACGUACAAACUCAUGUUGCCCGGCGGGCGUCUACCGGAAGACCCAGGAGCAACAGCCGACCUACUUCCUCUGGCAGCUCUUCUCGCAGUGGAGGGCAGAACGGGAUUGUUCGCUCAAAUUCGGGAAAAUCCAUUACACGGGAUCGGGACGUUUAGCUUGUGGCAACACAUUUUCUUCUCUUUUGCCAACUCUUUCCGCCUUCGUUUUUUCCUUUGCUGUGUUUUCAAUGAGUUGUAGUGCGAUGGUGUGGAUUGCAUUGGCAUUUGCUGGUCUAUCAGCAUUGCGGGCUGUUUGGAUUCUCACGGUCUUGCCAAAAAUGAGGGAUUUCAUUAGGGUGUUCGGGGCCUGCGAGUAUCUUUUUUUUCUGCAGACGGGCAUGUGAAGAUGAACUCAAUUCUUUCACGCUGAAUAGAUAUGGAAUACAGGGAUUCUUCUGACGCGGCUUUGCCA
Dothidotthia symphoricarpi CBS 119687 is the source of this 814-nucleotide messenger RNA. RefSeq lists its product as uncharacterized. The record is from RefSeq and is a predicted model, not a curated record. The transcript has a single exon. Bases 315 to 746 code for a protein of 143 amino acids. Lineage: Eukaryota; Fungi; Ascomycota; Dothideomycetes; Pleosporales; Dothidotthiaceae.